Messenger RNA from Fukomys damarensis (Damara mole-rat), 1169 nucleotides. It is a transcript of the gene Fcmr, whose product is annotated as Fc fragment of IgM receptor. Bases 120 to 1169 code for a protein of 349 amino acids. The record is from RefSeq and is a predicted model, not a curated record. NCBI's taxonomy places the organism in Eukaryota, Metazoa, Chordata, Mammalia, Rodentia, Bathyergidae. Gene Ontology annotation, molecular function: transmembrane signaling receptor activity. Gene Ontology annotation, cellular component: plasma membrane. The transcript is spliced from 6 exons.
CACCCCUGAAGGGGGCCAGCAUCACCUUCAAGGUCCUGAUUGUCAACGGCUCCUGAGUGAGCACCGGGUCUCUGACCCCAUCAGGGCCUUCUGGACAGGACCUCGCUCUAGAAGGGAACAUGGACCUCUGGCUUUGGUGGCUUUACUUCCUGCCAGUGUCCAGGGCACUGAAGAUCCUUCCGGAAGUGGAGCUGCAGGGAGUGCUGGGCGGAUCCGUGGUCAUCGAGUGCCCACUUCAGGGAGAUACCCAAGUGCGGAUGUACCUGUGCCGGCAGAUGGCAAACCCCAAGACGUGCACUACUGUGGUGUCCAGCUACUUCGUCAAGGAGGGGUACAAGCACCGAGUCACCCUGAUGCCGUGUUCAGAUAGGAACCUGUUCCUGGUGGAGCUGAUGGGCCUGACCGAGAGUGACAGUGGGGUCUAUGCCUGCGGACUGGGCAGGAGCACAGACCAAGGCAAGACUCUGAAGGUCACCUUGAGUGUCCACAACGAGUAUGAGCCAUUCUGGGAAGAGGAUCCAAUGGCUGAGCCUCAGGACUGGUUUCAUAAGGCUCUGCCGCAGAUGCCGGGUUGGCUUCAGAUGGCGGCACAUGACAGGCCUUCCAAUUUCAUAUCCAAAGAUGCUGCAGCUCAAAGGACAGAGGCCCCUCUGGCCCUGCGCUCCACCGCCCUUGUGCCCACAGCCCACCGAUCUCAGACUCCCAGAGCUUCUUCGGCGGCAGCCUCCAUGCCACCAACCCCUCUGCCCUCCAGAGAGGCCUCAAAGACCUCGGUUCAGGAGGGGGUGCUCGGGCCCCAGGAGGCCAGUUACAAGCACCACACCUGGCUGCACGGGCAAAGGGCAUCCAGCUCUGGCUCCGCGGCAGGGAGGGAGGACCUGGGGUUCCACAUCCUGAUUCCCAGUGCCCUGGGCCUUCUGCUGCUGGCCCUCCUGGGGCUGGUGCUGAGACGGGCGGUUCAGCGGAGGCGCGGUGAGCAGAGGCCCUGGACGGGACAAGGAGACCAGCCGCACUCCAGGGCCAGCCCGGGAUGCGGGGGCCCAGCUCUGGGUGCAGGGGGCCCAUCCCAGGGUCUGGGUGACUCCGCCUGCCUCCAGAUGCCUCCCUUGAAAGAUGCAUCGUUACCCCACAAGUCACGGCGUCUCGCCCCAGGGGCCACUCCUGUGUAA